AGAAUAUGGAGAUGCAUGUCAAAGGUAAAAAGUGAAAAAAAAAUGUGGAUAAAUGCAGCAUAAAUAAUCAUCAUCAUUUGCAACAGUGCUACGAAUCACCAACCUGGCUUCAUCUAAAGGUAUUUAAACAAGUAAAGAGUGUAACCGUGGUAACAACAAGCAGAAAACUAUUCACCAUGGCAACUACUGAUGUAGAACGGGAUUAUGAGCUCGAUAUCCGAGUCAACGACGUGAGUCAAACAUUGGUCCGAGGCAGCCUGAACAAAAUAACAAAGAAAAUCAGUUCAAGCAAAAGCUCAUCCAGUGCGAUUACUGUGUAAGUGGGAAGAGUAGUGGUAGCUAUCGUAGGUGGCGAUGAGAAAAAAAAAAUCCGCUGACAAUCAUCAUAGGCCGGUUAAAGAGGAUGAGCACGUGUCACUUGAAUUUGUGGUGGCUACACAGGCACCUAAACAGCUGAUCCAGAGCAUCACCAAAGCAAUGACGAACCACCAUCAUCAUCAUACGAGCAAAAAUGUGGCGGCGCAGCAGCACCAGCAGCCUCUUCAGGUAGUGGGUGUGGCCCGUGUGCCACACAAUGGCGCUGUAGGGAAACGAGAGACCCGACGUUAUAAGCUGGCCAAUCCAAAACAGAUCAAGGGCUGGGAUCUAGACUUGACGGUCGAGCUAUCUUAUACACAAGCAGAAAAGAAAAAGCAGCAGCAACAAAAGCAACAACCACCAUGGACGUACUAUACGCAUACUUCGGGGCUUUCGGAUCUCUCCGCGAGCGAUGACGAUAAAGAUUGCGAUCAUGAGACGCUGCAGCAAGCACGAUCACACUGUCAUCAGGGUGACUAUUUAACAUUCUAUGUACGAGGCAAGACCUUUCCUACAUGGGAGAGGUUCUGGGUAACGCUUCAGGAGAACCGGCUGUGGCUGCGGAAUUUUUCAUACAAGGACCAGCGGGAGCCCAUCGAUAGCAUUCCACUCCAGCAUCUCAGCCGUGUUACCAAGCCAUCCCUUGACGAUCAAGACCGCGUGUGUGUAAGCAGAUCGCAUGGUCUGGUCCUGCAGACGAAACCCGGAGGCAUCGUCAAGGAUGAUGGAGAUAGACAAGAAGAAGACCAGGAGCCGUUGGAAGGAAAAGUGUUUUUGUUUGCGGAUAAUGCCACGAAUGCGCUGCAUUGGCGACGAGCGCUGGCAGCUUAUACAUCGGAUGUUGUUAGUAGUAGUAGUAGUAGUAGCAAACCUUCAGGGUCAGCAACAUCAUCUGCCGCUGCUGCUGCUGCGGUGAUGGCUACAAACGGACCAGGGGUACAUUCAAAAUACGUUUGCUAGACACCAGAGAGAACGAAUAAUAAUUAAAAAAGACACAGUCAAAUCAAAAAAAG
Zychaea mexicana is the source of this 1370-nucleotide messenger RNA. RefSeq lists its product as uncharacterized. The coding region runs from base 355 to 1317 and encodes 320 amino acids. The transcript is spliced from 2 exons. The record is from RefSeq and is a predicted model, not a curated record. Lineage: Eukaryota; Fungi; Mucoromycota; Mucoromycetes; Mucorales; Lichtheimiaceae.